Messenger RNA from Abrus precatorius (Indian licorice), 2697 nucleotides. RefSeq names its product lysosomal Pro-X carboxypeptidase. The record is from RefSeq and is a predicted model, not a curated record. Gene Ontology annotation, cellular component: vacuole. Gene Ontology annotation, biological process: proteolysis. NCBI's taxonomy places the organism in Eukaryota, Viridiplantae, Streptophyta, Magnoliopsida, Fabales, Fabaceae. The transcript is spliced from 9 exons. The coding region runs from base 37 to 1737 and encodes 566 amino acids. Gene Ontology annotation, molecular function: dipeptidyl-peptidase activity; serine-type exopeptidase activity.
GUCACCUGACUGGCUCAGCGAGUAAGUUCGGCAAGAAUGGAAGGACAGCGUUUGUUGGGGUUGAGGUUGAGCACGCUGCUGGUAACAGUUGCCAUCAUCGUGGUCUUUCAUUCAGCGCAGCCACUAGCGUUGAAGCAUGCUCCGCGAUUCCUAGGCAAAUUCGCAGCUGCAUCAACCAAACCUUCUGAGUUCCAGCAACCGCAAUUUCACUACGAAACCAGAUACUUCCAACAACGCCUCGACCACUUCAGCUUUUCGGAGCUGCCCACGUUCCCGCAGCGGUACCUUAUCAACACCGAACACUGGGUGGGUCCCCACCGCAUGGGCCCCAUUUUCUUCUACUGCGGCAACGAAGGCGAUAUCGUAUGGUUCGCCGAAAACACGGGCUUCGUUUGGGAAAUCGCCCCUCAAUUCGGGGCUAUGGUGGUUUUUCCAGAACAUCGAUAUUAUGGCGAAUCUAUGCCGUAUGGGAGUAGAGAGGAAGCGUAUAAGAAUGCUACUACGUUAUCGUACCUUACAGCUGAACAAGCGCUUGCUGAUUUUUCUGUUCUGCUCAUUGAUCUGAAGCAAAAUUUUUCCUCCAAGGAUUGCCCCGUUGUGUUGUUUGGAGGAUCAUAUGGUGGAAUGUUAGCAGCAUGGAUGAGACUCAAGUAUCCACAUAUUGCUAUUGGAGCACUGGCUUCAUCGGCUCCAAUUCUUCAAUUUGAAGACAUUGUGCCGCCAGAAACUUUCUAUGACAUUGUUUCCAAUGAUUUCAGGCGUGAAAGUUCCACUUGCUUUAGCUAUAUAAAACAGUCAUGGGAUGAGAUAACAUCUACGGGUCAAACAAAUAACGGCCUUGAGCGUUUGACCAAAACUUUCAACUUAUGUCAGCAAUUGAAGAGGACUGGAGAUCUAAAUGACUGGCUGGAGUCUGCAUAUAGUUAUUUGGCAAUGGUGAACUACCCAUAUCCUUCUGAAUUUUUGAUGCCCUUGCCUGGACACCCCAUCAGGGAGGUUUGCAAAAGGAUUGAUAGGGGUCCUACUGGGACUAGUGUUCUGGAGCGCAUAUAUGAAGGAGUGAAUGUCUACUACAAUUAUACUGGAGAAGCUGAAUGCUUUAAACUGGAUGAUGAUCCUCAUGGCAUGAGCGGUUGGAACUGGCAGGCUUGCACUGAGAUGGUUAUGCCAAUGUCUAGCCGCGAGGAGUCCAGCAUGUUUCCCCCAUACGAGUAUAAUUAUCCAUCUUUCCAAGAGGAGUGCUUCAAGAAUUUCGGAGUAAAGCCAAGGCCAAAAUGGAUUACUACAGAAUUUGGUGGACAUAAUAUCCAUGCCACCUUGAAGAAAUUUGGAAGCAAUAUAAUUUUCUCAAAUGGCCUCUUGGAUCCGUGGAGUGGUGGCAGCGUUUUGCAGAAUAUAUCUGAAAGCGUUGUUUCACUUGUCACUGAAGAAGGUAAAGAAUUUGAUUGUUUUGAAUUUGUUAGUAUUCUAACGUAUGGAUCCAAGUCUAUUUUCUUGUCUGAAAUUAAUACUAGUAUUUUUCUACAUGGCAUUGGUAUAAUCUACAUCUAUUUUGCCUUAUUGAUUAUAAUCCCUUUUGACUUCUUUCUAACACCUUUAAACUGCAGAGUGCCCCUUUGCCAUUUUGGUCCAAAAAACUCGAGGCACUUCAUUACAUUAAUUGAAAAAGUUAAUCAUUUUUUCUUAAAUCAACUCAGGUGCGCACCACAUAGAUUUACGUGCUUCAACUCUAAAUGAUCCUGAUUGGUUGGUAGAGCAGAGGGAGACUGAGAUCAAGCUAAUAGAAGGUUGGAUCAAUGACUACUACCAGAAAAAUAAAGCUAUAUUCGAUAUGUAAUACAAUUUUUUACCCUAUACUUCUCUCUGCAUGCUUUACCACUGUUCUGUACAUAGCUCAACAAAGUACGUCUUUUUUUUGGUCCAACAAAUUACGUUUGUUUGUAUUGUAAUUGUUCUGGGGCAACACACACACAAACACACAAAAGCGUGCAACGGAGAGACCCGAAUAUUACCACGUUUGAGCCACGGGUUGGUACUAUGCGUAUCUCUGGCAUGAAUUGCAUCACCCAACGUGUCCCGCAGCUACGUAAUGAACUUGAUUAGGGUGUAAUAACUAUAUAGUUUAUACUCACAAAACGAGAAAAUUCAGAUGUCAAAUUAAAAAUUAAAAUGUUUUCACUCCCAAUUCAUAUGAUUGGGUUGUAACUAGAAAUGUAAUCACCACUAAAAUAAAAAUGAGUGUCAAAGUAUAAUAAUGUAUUUUCAGAUUCCUAUUUAACUUAAGACUAAAGUAAAACGAGCAUCCAAAAUUUUAAAAAUUAUAAACACUUUCCUCCUAAGCAACGUUUUUCAGAUUAAUCUGCACUUAAACAAGCUUAUUGGGAGAGCAUUAAAAAAAAACAAACUAGUUAGGUGGUCAAAAUUUUGGCCUCACAAAGAGUGGAUAAUAUUCUUGGUGGCACAUGGCAGAGAAGUAAUGUGUGCACUGACUAUCUGACAAACAACAGUUUGGCUAAAUAAAGAACGAACGAGAAUGAAGUUCCAGCAGAUUCUUGACUAUCAAUCGUCCAGAAUGAACGUUCUUAUUCUUGUUAACAAAUGAGGAUAUGUUUCGCUUGUGGCUUUUCUUUCCUUCUCAUUUUUUUUCUUAAUUUUGGGCCUCAGGCGUAAGGCCCAUUUCAUACAAAAACAAUAGCC